CUUAUGGGCAAGAGUAACGAGUCUGGGGAGCUGGUGGCCAUCAAAAGGAUGAAGAGAAAGUUCUAUUCUUUGGACGAAUGUAUGAACUUGAGAGAAGUUAAGUCUCUGAAGAAACUUAAUCAUGCCAAUGUGAUUAAACUGAAAGAAGUUAUCAGAGAAAAUGACCAUCUUUAUUUUAUAUUUGAAUAUAUGAAAGAAAACCUCAAUCAAUUAAUGAAAGACGGGUCCGUGUUUCCAGCCGACAGGACGGGGCUGUUCUCGGCACAAGCACGUGUGUCCAGCCUCGCCUCCGCCUCCGAGUGAGCAGAAGCCGCAGCCCCAUCCCUGCUGCGGCCGCGGAGCCGCGGUCCCGAGUGCGCUGCGGCUCAAAGACCGUCACCUGCGCCAAAGCCUGCGUCACACAAUCGUAAUGUUUGUAUGACCGUGUGAAACGUGUGCAGCUGCUUCCACGCCUGUAGCUGUGGCUGAUCAUGGGACCAAAUCCCAAGUUUCGUUAUGCAUUGUCUAGUACAGCUUUGCGUACAGUCGACAGCAGCUGUUCCACCACCGUACAAGCAGAAAUGGAGAACACUUCAACUCGUUGUAUUCUUAUAUUUCACUUCAAAACUUGGGUCCCCCCAAAAUGCCCUAUAUAUUGGAACCGAAAUGUGUGUUCUAUUUAUAUUUUUCUUGUCUCAUGUUUUUUCCUCCCCAAGUUAGCUCACUGCAGCCUGAGGCUUUGGAACCCAAAUACGUGAGGCUGUGGGUACUGCUCAAAGUAGCUCCUGGGGAAGGGAAUUAGGCUGGAAAUCAUCCAAGUCUUGCUGCUCUCCACACUUCUGCUUGUUCUACUUCUAACCCAGGGUCGUCUGGGAAGAUUCCUCAUUUCCUGCACAAGAAUUUCCAGCAACCUGAGGACUCACCAAAGUGACCUGCUGGCCUCUGAGGAGAGGAGAUUUAUUGAGGGUCUCAGGGGAGGCGACCUGACCUCUCAAGUAGGAUGGAGCUGAGCCCAGGGCAGAGGUAAAGCCGGGAGUGUUCUGAAGCCAGAGCCCCGUCAAGCUCUUGGAGACUGAGCUGAGGCUGGGUGGGUGAGACUGACCACCCAGGCCCCACAUGGUGAUGGUACUCUGUAUGGGGCAGGUGUAGCUUGACUCUCACCUGUCCUGGGAAUGCAGCUGGGUGUCUGGACCCCGCAGUCUGGCCCUUUGAAUACCCUCGGCACCCAGGAAGAAACUGGGGGACCUCUUAUGCCUGGGAGGGAGCUCAAUGAGCUUUCAUAUCAACUACUUCCCUUAUCUCAGCACUCAAGAUGGAAGCACUCAAGUGCACAAUUAAAAAAAAAUGUUUUAAAUGAAUAUUUUUUAUUUUAACAAUAUUGCCAAAAUAUGCCUCAACCUAGUACCUUUAAUGUAAUAACUGUUUACAUUUGGUUAAGACAGUCUAAUUUGUUUUUAUAAAUAUAUUUGGAUAUUUAAAA
Galeopterus variegatus (Sunda flying lemur) is the source of this 1459-nucleotide messenger RNA. Its product is annotated as serine/threonine-protein kinase MAK-like. Lineage: Eukaryota; Metazoa; Chordata; Mammalia; Dermoptera; Cynocephalidae. Gene Ontology annotation, cellular component: nucleus; cytoplasm; cilium. Gene Ontology annotation, biological process: cilium assembly; protein phosphorylation; intraciliary transport. The transcript is spliced from 5 exons. Bases 4 to 303 code for a protein of 99 amino acids. Gene Ontology annotation, molecular function: protein serine/threonine kinase activity; ATP binding. The record is from RefSeq and is a predicted model, not a curated record.